Molecule: messenger RNA, 1174 nt
Organism: Glycine soja
Lineage: Eukaryota; Viridiplantae; Streptophyta; Magnoliopsida; Fabales; Fabaceae
Product: transcription factor MYB8-like
Exons: 3
Coding region: 79-876 (265 amino acids)
Source: RefSeq, a predicted model, not a curated record
AGUGAGCUAGUUAGGUGUUAAUUUGAUUGCAAUAUCAAGGCACAGUGUGAGUAGUGAGAAGGGGCAUUAGUAAAGAGGAUGGGUAGACGACCCUGCUGCCCCAAAGAGAUCAACAAAGGUGCUUGGUCUCGAGAGGAAGAUGAAACCCUCUCCAAAUAUGUUUCCAUCCAUGGAGAAGGAAAAUGGCAGAAGGUUGCCCAAAAUGCAGGUUUAAAGAGAUGCGGAAAAAGUUGCAGACAAAGAUGGUUGAAUUAUCUCAAGCCCGGCAUAAAAAGAGGCCACAUCUCUGUUGAUGAAGAGGAUAUGAUUAUAAGACUUCAUCGUCUUCUUGGUAACAGAUGGGCAUUGAUUGCAAAGAGGCUACCUGGACGAACAGACAAUGAAAUCAAGAACUACUGGAACACUAAUCUGUCAAGGAAGUUACAGAAACAUCCUACAUCAUCAGUUUCUUCACUUCAACACAAACGUCAUGAAAAGGAAAAGACCAAACAAAUGCAUGUAGCACCCGAAGCUCCACGGCGUAGGAGGGUUAAUGCAGUUGAAUACAGUAAAAAUUUGGAGAAUGGUGGGUGUGGAAAUAGGCCUAGUACAACUCCCAGUCCCUCAAAUAUAGAAGAGGGUAGUAGUGAAGAAGCUUCUUUUAGUGAUUUUCUCAUGGAUAUUGAUCAAAUUGAUGAUUCAAACUCAAAGGUCCCACAAAAGGAAGAGGAUCACCACCACAACAAGGUAGAGUUAAUAACCAACAACAGUCCUAGCUCUUCAUCACUUUCUGAUCAUUGUCACCAUCUCUUGCCAGAGAAAUUUGACCCUUUUGAGACCUUUCUGGAUGUGGAGCUUCAGAGGAUGGCUUCCUUUCUUGGAGUUGAAAAUGAUUGAUCAAGAGAUUUUAUUUAUUGCAUGCAGUGAAAAAGGUCAAGUACACUUGGGGAGUGUUAUAGAUAAUAUGCCAUCUAUAUAUGGAAUGCCUAAUUAACUAAGCAUCUAGCUCUAGCUAGAUGUAAUAUACAAAUCCAGGGUUUCUUAACCUUUUUUUUCUUUUCUAUUUCUUUUUCCCUCUCCACUUGGGUUGUGAACUCACGUACGUACGAACCCUUAUGUUCCUCCAAAAUCAAUAACACUAUUCCAACCACAUAGUACAAUCUAGUGUUUGAAAAUGUUGGAUUCUUUACAACAA